Messenger RNA from Soboliphyme baturini, 291 nucleotides. The record is from the annotation of a GenBank genome assembly. NCBI's taxonomy places the organism in Eukaryota, Metazoa, Nematoda, Enoplea, Dioctophymatida, Soboliphymatidae.
AUGCUGUUUUUCUCGUUCUUCAAGUCUCUCGUUGGCAAAGAAGUUGUCGUGGAGCUGAAGAAUGACCUCAGCAUUGCUGGAACGCUUCAUUCCGUUGACCAGUUUCUGAACAUUAAGUUGACCGAUAUCUCUGUGACGGAUGCCGAAAAAUACCCGCACAUGCUUUCGGUCAAAAACUGCUUUAUUCGUGGGUCAGUAGUACGCUACGUCCAGAUUUCUCCCGAAGAAGUCGACACUCUGCUGCUUCAGGACGCGACUCGUAAGGAAGCCGCAGCUCAGGUGAAACGAUAG